Messenger RNA from Pleuronectes platessa (European plaice), 4021 nucleotides. Its product is annotated as NACHT, LRR and PYD domains-containing protein 12. The transcript has 10 exons. The coding region runs from base 341 to 3304 and encodes 987 amino acids. Gene Ontology annotation, molecular function: protein binding. Lineage: Eukaryota; Metazoa; Chordata; Actinopteri; Pleuronectiformes; Pleuronectidae. The record is from RefSeq and is a predicted model, not a curated record.
CCUCCUGUGAGCGGCUGUUUCAGGAAGCUCCACUCCACAGGACAACGUGCUGAGUUUCACGUUAUAAUGUGAUACAGAUCUUCCCAUUCUAGAGUAAAGAAAACUGUGAUUCAUACAAUUUAGAUCAAACACAGUAGUGGAAACAUCACCAGGAUUAUUUUAUAUUUAAUUUCCAAAGAUGGAUCCUUUCACCUGAGUCUUACACACUGGAGCUUUAAAUGGUCUGUGAGCAACUCUCAUAUCUACUGUAAAGAGAGAGAGGAGGAGCCUGAGAACAGGGAAGUGUCAGAUUCCAUUUUCACCUGGAUGAGCAGAACGAAGGAAAGUGAGCAGACUGAAGAUGAGUGGUUAUGAGGAGGAAGAGGAGGACAGAGCAGAGUCUCCAGGGUUCAGCUGUGUUUCUCUGAAGAGUGACCGGUCCAUGUUUGAUCCUCCAAACUUCAGUAAUGAACCUGGACCCUCACAAACAAAAGGUCAGGACCACAGACUGAGAGCAGAGUCUCCAGGGUCCAGCUGUCUGUCUCUGAAGAGUGACCAGUCCAUGAGACAUCCUCCAGAGUUCAGUAAUGAACCUGGACCCUCCCCCACAGAAGAGAGGAAGAGGAGUCAUGUUUCUGAGGAGGAGCAGUCGUCCUGCUGUGCUUCGUGUCAGGACGUCCUGAAGGAUCCAGUCUCCACCAGCUGUGGACACUGGUUCUGCAGACAGUGCAUCACCUCAUACUGGGACCAGUCUGGUUCUUCAGGAGACUCCUCCUGUCCCCAGUGUGGACAAAGAUCCAGAACAGGAGCUGGAGCUCAGACAGCCGGUCAGAGCAGCACUGUACAUGUGUCUGCUGAUGUCUUCACUUCUGACAACAUCACAUAUCGUGGUCUGCAGGAGGUUUUAGAUGAACAUAAGCUCAGUGUGAGGAGGAGAUGUGAACAUGUGACUGAAGGAACUGAUGAAACAGGAAGUAGAACCCUCCUCAACAGGAUCUACACUGAGCUCUACAUCACAGAGGGACAGAGUGAAGAGGUUAAUACUCAACAUGAGGUGAGGCAGCUUGAGACGGCUUCCAAGAAGAAGAUCCUCCACGACACUCCCAUCAAGGUCCACGACAUCUUUAAAGCCUCCACUGACCAGCAGAGCAGCAUCAGAGUCGUCCUGACCAACGGCGCUGCUGGCGUUGGAAAAACCUUCUCGGUGCAGAAGUUCACUCUGGACUGGGCAGAGGGUUUAGAAAACCAGGAUGUUGGUCUGCUGGCUGUGCUUUCGUUCAGGGAGCUGAACCUGGUGAAGGACCAGCAGCACAGUCUUCUCACGCUGCUCCAUGUUUUCCAUCCAGCGUUACAGAAGCUCACGGCAGAGACGCUCGCUGUCUGUAAACCUUUGUUCAUCUUUGACGGUCUGGAUGAAAGCAGACCUUCUCUGGACUUCAACCACAGGGAGCUUGUGUCUGAGGUCACACAGAGGUCAUCAGUCAACGUGCUGCUGACAAACCUCAUCCGGGGGAAUCUGCUUCCCUCGGCUCUCGUCUGGAUAACCUCCAGACCCGCGGCGGCCAAUCAGAUCCCUCCUACAUAUGUUGACAGGGUCACAGAAGUACGAGGCUUCACUGAGGCCCAGAAGGAGGAGUACUUCAGGAGGAGAUUCAGUGAUGAAGAGCUGUGCAGCAGAAUCAUCUCACACAUCAAGACGUCCAGGAGCCUCCACAUCAUGUGUCAAAUCCCAGUCUUCUGCUGGAUCAGUGCUACAGUUCUGGAGCACAUGUUGACCACAGGCCAGAGAGGAGAGCUGCCCAAGACCCUGACUGACCUGUACUCACACUUCCUGCUGGUUCAGACAAAGAGGAAGAACAUCAAGUACGGUGAUGGACAUGAGACGACUCCACAGCAGCUGACGGAUGCUGACAGGGAUGUUCUUCUGAAGCUUGGGAGGCUGGCACUUAAACAUCUGGAGGAAGGAAAAAUCAUGUUCUACCAAGAAGACCUGGAGCAGUGUGGUCUUAAUGUCACAGAGGCCUCAGUGUACUCAGGAGUUUGUACUGAGAUCUUCAGAAGAGAGUGUGUGAUCUUCCAGAAAUCCGUCCACUGCUUUGUUCAUCUGAGCGUUCAGGAGUUUCUGGCUGCAGUCUACAUGUUCCACUGCUACACCGAGAGGAACACAGAAGAACUCAACUUCUUCUUGGGAACAUAUGGGAACACACGUAGUACCUUCUCCCUGGAUGACCUCCUGAAGAGAACCAUGGAGAAAUCCCUCACCAGUACAAAUGGUCAUCUGGACCUGUUUGUUCGCUUCCUUCACGGCCUCAGUCUGGAGUCCAACCAGAGAGUCUUAGGAGGCCUGCUGGGUCGGACAGAGAACAAUCCAAAUAUCAUCCAGAGAGUCUUAGGAAGCCUGCUGGGUCGGAAAGAAAAUAAUCCAAAGAUCAUCCAGAGAGUCAUCAACAACCUGAAGGAGAUGCAGAGUGAUGACAUUUCUCCUGACAGAAGCAUCAACAUCUUCCACUGUCUGACUGAGAUGAACGACCAGUCAGUUCAUCAACAGAUGCAACAGUUCCUGAAAUCAGAAAAUAGAUCGAAGGAGAAACUCUCUGAGAUCCACUGCUCAGCUCUGGCCUACAUGCUGCAGAUGUCAGAGGAGGUUCUGGAUGAGUUGGACCUGGAGAAGUUCAACACAUCAGACCAGGGUCGAAUGAGACUGAUCCCAGCUGUGAGGAACUGCAGGAAGGCUCAACUUAUUAGUUGUCGACUUUCAGAGAUUCACUGUGAAGUCGUGGCCUCAGCUCUGAAGUCAGACCCCUCACAUCUGAGAGAACUGGAUCUGAGUGGAAACGAACUGCAGGAAUCAGGAGUGAAGCUGCUGUGUUCUGGACUGGAGAGUCCAAACUGUGGACUGGAGACUCUGAGGAUGUAUCAGUGCAGUCUGUCAGAGAUCAGCUGUUCUUCUCUGGCUUCAGCUCUGAGGUCAAACCCCUCUCAUCUGAGAGAACUAGAUCUGAGUAGAAACAGGCUGCAGGACUCAGGAGUGAAGGAGCUGUGUGGUUUUCUACAGAGUCCAACUUGUCGACUGGAGACUCUGAGGUUGAAGAACUGCAGUCUGUCAGAGAUCAGCUGUUCUUCUCUGGCUUCAGCUUUGAGGUCAAACCCCUCUCAUCUGAGAGAACUGGAUCUGAAGAACAACAACGACCUGCAGGACUCAGGUGUGAAGGAGCUGCUUGAUCUAAAGCAGAGUCCAACCUGUCGACUGGAGACUCUGAGUGGUCUGUGGGCUCCUCCAAGGCCCAGGUCAUCGACAACAACCCAUCCCAGAUCCAGCCUUUGAGCGAAAGGAGCGUUUCUUUGACCACUUAUCUGUUCAUGGAACUUGUGGACCCUGAGAAUGUCUCUGCCAAGUAGGAGUAUGUCGGUAUCGGGAUCAAGGGGUGGUAUUACAUCAGCGAUGUGCUAGAGGUGGGAGUUGUCUUGGUGAAAGUGAGUGUGAAGAGGACAGUGUGUGUGGACGGAGGCUGAGCUGUGUCCUGAGGAUCCAGAGGCUGAAGCAGCAGCAGCUUGUGUGUAGAGCGGCUCUGACUGGGCCUUGUUUCUGGGAGGCAGAGUGGAGACAGAGCUCCAGAGGAAUCAGAGGAGGUGAGCUGCUCUUAGAUCAGCUGUCACACAGUGUCCAGUCCACCAUCCUCCCUGUGUGUUCCUGUGGAUGUGACACAGCAUCAUCACUGGAUCUGCUGCUGCUCUGUCCUUUGACACACAAAAGUCAAAGUCGUGAAUAUUUCCAAGUUUUGUGAAGAAAAUUGUGUAAAGUUAAUGCAAAUUUUACUUUUAAAUGUAAAAAGUGACAUUGUAUUUACAGGUCGGGACGUGAAGCUGUGAGUCGCUGUUAUAAAUAAAUUACUGCUGAGUUCAGACAAGCUUCUUAUAUUUUAAAACCUCAGGUUGUUUUAUUCACUUUUAAUAUCUUGUGGCUGCUUUGUUUACAUGAAUCAUUUCUUUAUUUUUACAUGAAAAUAAAAAAUGUCCACUUCAUUAAAGAUUUAAAAAUCUC